This is a messenger RNA of Helianthus annuus (common sunflower), 687 nucleotides long. RefSeq lists its product as uncharacterized. Lineage: Eukaryota; Viridiplantae; Streptophyta; Magnoliopsida; Asterales; Asteraceae. The record is from RefSeq and is a predicted model, not a curated record. The coding region runs from base 1 to 687 and encodes 228 amino acids. The transcript has a single exon.
AUGGCGUUCUACACCGAGGAAGAAGAAGUCUAUAAAUGUCCAAAACACCCCUUAAAGCGCAGGAGAACAACGGGCAUCUGUCCUACGUGUCUACGUGACCGGCUGGUCACACUCUGCCCGGAGUGUGCCAACACUCGUCCAUGUUCAUGUUCUCAUACCCGAGAACAUGAACAUUCGACAUCAACUUCUUCGUCUUCAUCCUCCUCAUCAUUCUCUCUCUUUCAGUAUUCCCGUGGCGGGUCCCGUCACGGGAAUAAAGAAGUAGGUCGCAUCUCUAAUCUUAUAGAGAGCGAACCGGCUUUUCGGAAAUCGAGAUCGCUAGCGAUCCCGUUUCUACGGUCGCGAUCGCGGUACGGGUUGGACCAAGAGUUUGUUGAGGUGGAGAAUAAGAAGCCUGCGUAUGUUAGCAGGAGUAAAAUUAAUUUCUGGUCGGUUUUUAAAGUUGGUAAAUCUAGUAAAUGUGAUUUACAUGAUGAUGGAUCGAAUAAGAGUGAUGGUCAUGGCGUAACCGAAGAUUAUUCGAGGAUGUUGAGAUCCAGAUCGGUUGCGGUUGGUGCGGGUGAUGGUUUUAGUCCCGCGACGACUAAGCGUCGCGGAUGGUAUUUUCCGAGCCCGUUGAAGGUUUUUCGGCAGUCGAAGACGACUAAAUUACAUAUGCAUGAACGGUCGCCGAUGCAUAGAGGCUGA